CGCUGGAAGCAAAUUUCUACUUUUCCCUUCUUAAAAUCGUCUAUGGCGUUUCUCAGUGACAGUUGCAGGAGGUAGCAUACACAGUGCCUGCUGUGCAUCAUCAAAAGGGUCUUAGAAUCGGCCAGUAGAGAGGGAGGAAUGGAGGAGCGCCGGAAAGAUCUGCCCUCGCUCGUGUUCAGAUGGGACAUGUUUCUGAGUUUCGGCAAAGACACUCGAGACAACUUCACCCGCCGUUUAUACGAGGAGCUUUUGCGGAACAACGUCCGGACGUUUCUGGACGAUGAGGGUUUGAAGGGAGGAGACGAACUCGCCCCGGGCCUGUCGGCGGCGAUCGACGAAUCGGCAGCAUACGUUGCAGUUAUUUCGGAAAACUACGCGUGCUCGAGGUGUCUGGAAGAAUUGGCCCAGAUCUUGGAACGCAAGCGCCGGUUGCUUCCGGUGUUCUACAACGUGGAUCCUUCUAACGUCCGCCGGCAGGAGGGUCCCUUCGAAAAUCCCUUCAGAUACCUUGAGACACGUCAUGGCGUAGACAAGGUCCAGAGAUGGAGAAAAGCUUUGGAAAAAUCUGGUGGCAAGAAGGGUUGGGAUUCCAUGAACUGGAAGGACAACUCGCAGUUGAUACAAGAUAUAAUUAAGAAUAUUUUGCGUGAAGUGAAUAACACUCCCUUAGGUGUGGCUAAACAUCCUGUGGGAAUCAAAUUUCGUGUUGAAGAGCUGAUGAAAUUGUUAGAUGUUAAAUCCAAUGAGGUUCAAGUCAUAGGAUUUCAAGGGAUGGGGGGUAUUGGCAAGACCACCCUUGCUAAGGCUGUUUACAAUAAGAUUGCUUCUGAAUUUGAACACCGAAGCUUUAUUUUUGAUAUCAGGGAAACUUCGAGCCAACAUAAAGGUUUAAUUUCCCUUCAAAAGCAACUUAUCCAUGAUCUUUUCAGUGAAAAAUUCCUUGCAAAUGAGGUUAGUGAAGGUAUCAUUAAGAUCAGAGAAAGAGUUAACGAAAAGCGAGUUCUUAUUGUUUUAGAUGAUGUCGAUGAUGCAAGCCAACUUGAUGCGGUAGCUGGUGCAAGGGAUUGGUUUUUUGAUGGAAGUAUAAUCAUUAUCACCACAAGAGACAAGAAAGUUUUAAGGAAACCAUUUGUUAAUGAAAUCUAUGAGGUGAAAGAGCUUAGUUCCAUUGAAUCGCUUCAACUCUUCAGUCAUCAUGCAUUUGGUAAGGGAAAACCUGCAGAUAAUUUCUUGCAUCUCUCUGAGCAAGUUGUGUCCCUCACAGGAGGACUACCUUUGGCUCUAGAAGUAUUUGGAGCUUUGCUGUUCAAUAAGAAAAAGGAAAUGGAGUGGGUAGAAGCACUGGAGAAGUUGAGAAAGAUUCAGCCCGGUAAUCUUCAAGAAGUUUUGAUGAUAAGUUACAAUGUUCUAGAUGAAGAAGAGAAGUGUGUAUUUCUUGACAUCGCUUGUCUCUUUGUCAAAAUAAGGAUGGAUAGAGAAAGCGCCAUUGAUAUAUUUAAGGGCUGUGGUUUCAAUGCGGAGAUGGUGAUCAAAGACCUUACAGAAAAAUCUCUCAUUAAGAUUGGGUAUGACAAUACCUUAUGGAUGCAUGAUCAACUUAGAGACAUGGGACAGAUGAUUGUUCGAAAAGAAAACCUUAUAGAUCCCAGCAAGCAUAGUAGAUUGUGGGAUCAACAUGAAAUAAUGGAUGUUCUGAAUUUUAGGAAGGGAACAGGUGAGACUCAAGCUAUAAUCCUUGAUUUUGAAGAUCAUAAGAGGAUUUUAGAGUCAAAGGUUUUAGAGUCAAAAAGACCAUCUACAAUCAGCAACUGGAGUCCCAUUUCAUACUUGAAUGAAAAUUUCAAGAAUGCAUUUUAUUUUAAAGCUGAAGAAGAUAACGAUCAGGUCAAAUUGUGCACCAAAAUGUUUCAGCCAAUGAUCAAUUUGAGACUACUUCAAAUCAAUCAUGUGAACUUGGAGGGAGACUUUAAGCAUAUGCCUGCUAAUCUGAAAUGGCUACAAUGGAAAGGGUGCCCUUUGGAAGCUCUUCCUUCUGAUUUUUGCCCGUGGAAACUUGCUGUCAUUGAUCUCUCAGAGAGUAAGAUUAAACAAGUAUGGAAGCAAAGAUCGUGGAAAGGUCAGUUCAAGGUGAGUUCUCACCGACCCCAGUUAGCUACAUUGAUCAACUUGUCAACUUGA
This is a messenger RNA of Telopea speciosissima, 2178 nucleotides long. Its product is annotated as disease resistance protein RPV1-like. The coding region runs from base 139 to 2178 and encodes 679 amino acids. Gene Ontology annotation, molecular function: ATP hydrolysis activity; ADP binding. The record is from RefSeq and is a predicted model, not a curated record. The transcript is spliced from 4 exons. Lineage: Eukaryota; Viridiplantae; Streptophyta; Magnoliopsida; Proteales; Proteaceae. Gene Ontology annotation, biological process: signal transduction; defense response.